Messenger RNA from Neomonachus schauinslandi (Hawaiian monk seal), 2988 nucleotides. It is a transcript of the gene KIF17, whose product is annotated as kinesin family member 17. Bases 1 to 2988 code for a protein of 995 amino acids. NCBI's taxonomy places the organism in Eukaryota, Metazoa, Chordata, Mammalia, Carnivora, Phocidae. The record is from RefSeq and is a predicted model, not a curated record. Gene Ontology annotation, biological process: microtubule-based movement. Gene Ontology annotation, molecular function: microtubule binding; ATP binding; microtubule motor activity. The transcript has 14 exons.
AUGGCCUCGGAGUCGGUGAAGGUGGUGGUGCGCUGCCGCCCCAUGAACCAGCGGGAGCGGGAGCUGAACUGCCAGCCUGUGGUGACGGUGGACUCCGCGCGCGGCCAGUGCUUCAUCCAGAACCCGGGCGCCGCCAACGAGCCGCCCAAGCAGUUCACCUUCGACGGCGCCUACUACAUGGACCACUUCACCGAACAGAUCUACAACGAGAUCGCCUAUCCGCUGGUGGAGGGUGUCACUGAGGGCUACAAUGGCACCAUCUUCGCUUAUGGCCAGACGGGCAGCGGGAAGUCCUUCACCAUGCAGGGCCUGCCGGACCCAUCUUCGCAGAGAGGCAUCAUCCCCAGGGCCUUCGAGCACGUUUUCGAGAGUGUCCAGUGUGCAGAGAAUACCAAGUUCCUGGUCCGGGCCUCCUACCUGGAGAUCUACAAUGAAGAUGUCCGUGACCUUCUGGGGGCUGACACCAAGCAGAAGCUGGAGCUGAAAGAGCACCCGGAGAAGGGGGUGUACGUGAAGGGGCUCUCCAUGCACACGGUGCACAACGUGGCCCAGUGCGAGCACAUCAUGGAGACGGGCUGGAAGAACCGCUCGGUGGGCUACACGCUGAUGAACAAGGACUCCUCCCGCUCCCACUCCAUUUUCACCAUCAGCAUCGAGAUCUAUGCCGUGGACGAGCGGGGCAAGGACCAUCUCUGUGCCGGCAAGCUGAACCUGGUGGACCUGGCAGGCAGCGAGCGGCAGUCCAAGACGGGUGCCACAGGGGAGCGGCUCAGGGAGGCCACCAAGAUCAACCUGUCGCUGUCGGCUCUGGGCAACGUCAUCUCGGCCCUGGUGGACGGGCGCUGUAAACACAUCCCCUACCGGGACUCGAAGCUGACGCGGCUGCUGCAGGACUCGCUGGGUGGCAACACGAAGACGCUGAUGGUGGCCUGCCUGUCACCCGCAGACAACAACUAUGACGAGACGCUCAGCACACUGCGCUAUGCCAACCGGGCCAAGAACAUCAAGAACAAGCCACGUAUCAACGAGGACCCAAAGGAUGCCCUCCUGCGUGAGUACCAGGAGGAAAUCAAGAAGCUGAAGGCGAUCCUGGCCCAGCAGAUGAGCCCCAGCAACCUGUCAGCCCUGCUGUCCAGUCAGGCCCCCCUAAACCCUGUCCAGAUUGAGGAGCAGCUGGUGCCCCCACCUGUGAUCCAGUCUGACACAGAGGCCGAGAAGCAGCUGAUCCGGGAGGAGUACGAGGAGCGCCUGGCCCGGCUGAGGGCCGACUAUGAGGCGGAGCAGGAGUCCAGGGCCCGGCUGGAGGAGGAUAUCGCUGCCAUGCGCAGCUCCUACGACGUGAAGCUGUCCACGCUGGAGGAGAACCUGCGAAAGGAGACAGAGGCUGUCCUCAAGGCAGAGGUCCUCAAGGCGCAGGGCACAUCCAGGGCUGAGUUUGCCAACAGGUCUGAGUGCUCCCCCACGUUCCACUCCGAGAUGGCCGUGAAACCUGGGAUCCACUCCAUGCUGCACACCCUGCCCGGCGGGGAUGUCUCCAAGACUGAGCUUUCUCCCGGGUUCGAGGAGCUGCCCGCGGCGGAGACUUCCAAGUCUGAGGUGUCUCUGGGGUCUGAUGAGUCUUCCACGCUAGAGGAAACCUCCAUGUCCGAAGCCUACCCGGGGCCCCAGGAGCCUUCCGACGUGGAGUUCUCCGUGCCUGAGGCGGAGGCCCCGAGCAGCUACCUCCCAGAGCCGCACCUCAGCCCGGAGGCCACGGAAGCCCUGCCGCAGGCCGGACCCGUCCAGCUGGCAGCCCUGGGGCUGUUGCCCAGCCUGCAUGACCCGUUUGCCGAGGUGGAAGCCAAGCUGGCCAGGCUCUCCUCCGCAGUGGCCGGGGCCGAGGCGCUCCAGGCCGGCGCACCCAGGCUCUGCACACAGGAGGUUGACCAGGGCCCAGAAGUGGCCGAGGAAUUGGUGUUGGCAGCAGAGCCUGGCGUAGGGGCCGAGGCUGAGGCCCAGGUGGCCUUGGAGGCUCAGCCUCAGCCCUUGCUGGCCGCGACCAGUGUGAGAAGGGACAGUGUGGGCGUGGAGGUGGCCGUGCUGACCGACGACCUGCUGCCUGUCGUGGACCAGCAGCAGGUGCUUGCCCGUUUGCAGCUGUUGGAGCAGCAGGUGGUGGGGGGGGAGCAGGCCAAGAACAAGGACCUGAAGGAGAAGCACAAGCGGCGGAAGCGGUACGCGGACGAGCGCAAGAAGCAGCUGGUGGCGGCCCUGCAGAACUCGGACGAGGACGGCGGCGACUGGGUGCUGCUCAACGUCUACGACUCCAUCCAGGAGGAGGUGCGGGCCAAGAGCAAGCUGCUGGAGAGGAUGCAGAGGAAGCUGCGGGCAGCAGAGGUGGAGAUCAAAGACCUGCAGUCGGAGUUCCAGCUGGAGAAGAUCGAUUACUUAGCCACCAUCCGCCGGCAGGAGCGGGACUCCAUGCUCUUCCAGCAACUCCUGGAGCAGGUGCAGCCCCUCAUCCGCCGGGACUGUAACUACAGCAACCUGGAGAAGAUAAGGCGCGAGUCCUGCUGGGACGAGGACAAUGGCUUCUGGAAGAUCCCCGAGCCCAUCAUCAUAAAAACCAGCCUCCCAGUAGCAGUUCCAACAGGGCCACAGAACAAAGUAGUCCGCAAAACCUCUGCAGCUGACAACGGUGAACCAGGCACGGAAGAAGACCGCUACAAGCUGAUGCUCAGUCGGAGCGACAGUGAAAACAUUGCCAGUAACUACUUCCGGUCCAAGCGAGCCAGCCAGAUCCUCAGCACGGAUCCCAUGAAGAGCCUGACGCAUCACAGCUCGCCCCCCGGCCUCAGCUCCCCACUCAGCAACACCUCUGCCAUCUCGCCUACCCAGGCCCCCGAAAUGCCCCAGCCCCGGCCCUUCCGCCUCGAGUCCCUUGACAUCCCCUUCACCAAGGCCAAGCGAAAGAAAAGCAAAAGCAGCUUUGGCAGUGAGCCUCUGUGA